AUGUGGGUAGCAAGGCUGCUGGGGGGCAGAGGAUCGUUCAGCUCACAUGACUGUGCUGUGACUGAGUUGGGUCUUUUGUGUGCAUGUGGAUCUGUGGUGAUGAGUAAGAGGGGAGAAACGACUCAGUGCUCUCUUUGUGGUGAGACAUUCCCUGGGUUAUCCUCUCUUCCAGCUUCUCUUCUCUGAUCCAGGAGGAAAGUCUCUGAGCCAGGAUUUGGAGACCCUAACUAGCUACCUCUUCUGGACCUCAGACAUCGGGACCUGGAAAGAGAAGAGGAUCCCGCACCAGUAUAUACAGAGUGGAUAUCGGAUGGAGAUUGGAACCCAUAGAUCUGUAACUUUUGUAUUUGGAAACUAAUGUUGACUCAACUCUCUUUAGAAUGGUUUCUGUCUGAACAGGAUGUUUUUCUUCAAACACUCAUUUUGUCAGUGUGGAGGCAGGGUAUCAACAGAGUGAAAAUCGUGGGCGUUCUACGGCUCUGUGAGUGCUUGGCAAACAGUGGAUAUUGUUUUGAAUUCAAACUCAGAGGGAGUGACUAAGUUUCCAGGUCCGAGCCCUCAUUCUACACCACUGUGUCACCUAUCCUCAGCAGCCACAGCAGGGAACUGGGAGACAGAAAGAGGUGGAGAUAGUGUGUUGGACUAAGUUCACCAGUGGAGCGGUCAUUUUUUCCUUCUUACCUGUCCUGUACCUGGACAGGACUUGAGAAAGGGUACCGUAUAUCCUCUCUUGUUUGAAGAGUUUGACCAUAUCCGGACACUACACCUCUUUCUGCUCUCACACUAUCUUCUCUUACCUCUCUACUUCCCUCUCACUCUCUCGCUCUGGCUCUCUCUCUCUAUCAGAGAUGGGAGCUGCCUUCAAGAGGUUCUGUGCUCGGUUCUGUUGCUGCUGUAGCGAUGCUGAAAGUGAGGAGGAGAAGGAGCCUUUAAUCAGGUAUGCACACUUAUCACCUGUAACAACCCAUGACACCCCGACAAACUGACAUACACACUAAUCACCAUGACACCCCGACAAACUGACAUACACACUAAUCACCAUGACACCCCGACAAACUGACAUACACACUAAUCACCAUGACACCCCAACAAACUGACAUACACACUAAUCACCAUGACACCCCGACAAACUGACAUACACACUUAUCACAAUGACAACCAAUGACACCCCGACAAACUGACAUACACACUAUCACCAUGACACCCCAGACAAACGACAUACACACUUAUCACAAUGACAACCAAUGACACCCCGACAAACUGACAUACACACUUAUCACCAUGACACCCCAAAAAACUGAUAUACACACUUAUCACAAUGACAAACCAUGACACCCCGACAAACUGACAUACACACUUAUCACAAUGACAACCAUGACCCACGACAAACUGACAUACACACUAUCACCAUGACAACCCACAAAAUGCAUACAUACACAUCACCAAUGACACCCCACAACUGACAUUACACCAUCCACCAUGACCCGCAAACUGAUAUACACACUAUCACAAUGACAAACAGACAACCGACAAACUGACAUACACACUCCUCCCCACGAUAUGACCAACACCAUGACACCCCGACAACUGACAUACACACUACAAAUGCACCAUGACAAACAAUGGUCACAUUCCUCAACUAUCACCACCCCAAAGACAUACACACAUACCAUGACACCCCAACACACUUACACCACCAGAGGCUGCUGAGGGGAGGAUGGCUCAUAAUAAUGGCUGGAACAGAGCCAUGUGUUUGAUAUAUUUGAUACCAUACCACUUAUUCCAUUCCAGCCAUUACCACGAGCCCGUCCUCCCCAAUUAAGGUGCCACCAACCUCCUGUGACUUACACACACUUAUCGAGGUACAUAAUAUAAUGCUUAUAAAACAAACAAUGUCACAAUUCCUCAUCUGACUUCUCACCCUCAUGUUUCUCCACACCAAUUCAUAGAUUUGAGAGUCAUGUCAUGCUCUCCAACCACAACCCUCAGAUUUAGUCACACUAGUGUAAUAUAGAGGUGUGGAACCAACAAAGAUCCUCUCUGUAUCUACUGAAUUGAAAACAGCUUCACAAUCAUCCCGAUUUUCACCUGAUAGACCACGCUUGCUUAUGUGUGUGUGUGUGUGUGUGUGUGUGUGUGUAUCUCUGUGUGUGUCUAUUUUUUUUUUUUGUCUAUUGGUUUCAGUCCUGACACUUUGGAGUACUUUGACCGUGAGGCAAAGAAGCGGCGGGAUCAGGAACAGAACCUAUGGAGUGAGCCAGGCGACCCGAGCCACUCAGAGAGAGACGAUGACCGGAUCCUGUACAACCUCAUCCAGAACAGGAACCAGACCCGCAGGGGCUCGCUGGUACCAGAGGAGGGACCCAGGGAGGGGGACAGGGAACACUUACUGUAUGACAGCAGAGAGUUUGGGUCCCUAAGAGGGAGAAACAACCCACUGGGGACACACUGGUUGAAUCAACGUUGAAUUGACGUCUGUGCCCAGUGAGAGGUGGACAAAAUGAGAAAUCUGGGGAAAAGAGAGGCAGCGUGAAGUCAUGCUAGAUUGUCUGCUCUGUCUAAUAGGUUUUGCAGGGCAGCAUACAGCACUCUACCUCCAUCAGUCAGUAGAUGGUGCAUUGAAUGCCCUCUAGUAUAAUGUAGGCCUACCUUAUCCAACUGGGUACCAUGCCUGUCCUCCAUUGUUGUCACCUGUUUGUUGGGUGAAUGUGGUGCUAUCUCACAUCAGGCUUACUCUAGUUGAUUGACUUGUGUUUGUGGUGAUAGUUGUGUACUAGGUUAAUCUGUUUUGUGUGUAACCCUGCACCCUUUCCCUCUGUAGGCGCACCGGCGCCUGAGUGUGGACAUUGAGGGGAUGAGAGAUCUGCGUCGGGAGGUCAGGGACAAGUGGAAGAUGAUCCUGGAGAAUUUAGGUGAGAGAGUAGGAAUGGAAGGGUAAAAUGAGGGUGAUGGAGAACAAAUUGAAGGGUAAGAUAAGAGAAAGGCAAAAUGAGUAAAAUCUUGUCUCUGUAACCGUGAACUCUCAUUGGCUCAGGGUUCAUGGCGGAGGCGGAGUCUCUGCUGACGGUGUCUGCCAGUGCGUCGUAUGACCGUAUGAGGAAUGCCUCGGCGUCACGCACACUACUGCACACGCUCCACUCUGAGACAUCUAUCUUCAACACACGGGAGGCCCCACCUGAGAGAUACCUCUUCAUACUGGUGAGAACAGAAACUAACAGAGGAGAGAAACUGUGUAUUAUGGUUAUAACGUCUUCCCCUUCACUUCCUUCUCCAAAUCACUUCCUGUUUGAUGAUGAUGAUGAUGACCCUUAUACCUCCCCUCUUCCUCUGUUUACUCUCUUUCUUCCUUCCCUCUUCGGGUCUUUUCUCCUCUUCCUUCACUCUUGGUUUUUCACCCUCUCCAUCUUCCUCCCUCUUUCCCUCCUCUCUCCAUCUUCCUCUCUCUUUCCCUCCUCUCUCCAUCUUCCUCUCUCUUUCCUCUCCUCUCUCCUUCUCCUCUUCCUCCUCUUUCCUCCUCUCUCAUCUUCCUCCUCUUUCCCUCCUCUCUCCAUCUUCCUCUCUCUUUCCCUCCUCUCUCCAUCUUCCUCUCUCUUUCCCUCCUCUCUCAUCUUCCUCCCUCUUUCCCUCCUCUCUCAUCUUCCUCCCUCUUUCCCUCCUCUCUCCAUCUUCCUCUCCUCUUUCCCUCCUCUCUCAUCUUCCUCCCUCUUUCCUCCUCUCUCCAUCUUCCUCUCUCUUUCCCUCCUCUCUCAUCUUCCUCCCUCCUUUCCUCUCUCUUCCUCCGCUCUCCAUCUUCCUCUCUCUUUCCCUCCCUCUCUCAUCUUCCUCCCUCUUUCCCUCCUCUCUCAUCUUCCCGGAGUGCCUCCUCCUCCAAGCGCCAUCAGAAUAUCGCCAUUCCGCCCUCCAUCUGCCAAGGUACAUCCCUCUUGAGGGCGAACUCUCACGCCAUCUCCUCCCUCUUUCCCUCCCUAUCCAGCUCCCCCUCUUUCCCUCCUCUCUCCAUAUUCUCCCUUUCCCUCCUCUCUCACAAUCUUCCUUCCCUCUUCCCCUUCUCUCUUUUCGUAUAGGAUCGUCUCAUAUACCUGGAUGCUGCUGAUGACUUCUUGGCGAAGGCUAGACGCUUCUACCCCAAGCGUGAUACUGAUGAUGAAGAUGAGGACAACCCGUUAGCCGUCAACCUGCCGUUGCUACUGGCCAGAGUGAACCGCACCAUGAACGGAGGAGGGAGCGAUGAUGAGGAUGAGAGGCUGGAUGAGGGAGAUGGGAGCGGAAGAGAAGAGGACAACUACUAGACAGAACAGGCGCUGCAAUGACCUUUGACGGUAGACAGGGGGCAGUAGUUAGUUGUUUAUGUUGCAUAGUUGGGAGUAUACAGUACCAGGAUGUCUGAUUCUGAAUAUACUCUGUUGAAAAUACUCUCCCAAUUUGCACUGACACUAGGGGCUCUAUUCAAUCUGUGUUGUUGAGGUGUUACAGAUUGCGCGAUAGAAA
Molecule: messenger RNA, 4488 nt
Organism: Coregonus sp. 'balchen'
Lineage: Eukaryota; Metazoa; Chordata; Actinopteri; Salmoniformes; Salmonidae
Source: the annotation of a GenBank genome assembly